Molecule: messenger RNA, 5428 nt
Organism: Sphaerodactylus townsendi
Lineage: Eukaryota; Metazoa; Chordata; Lepidosauria; Squamata; Sphaerodactylidae
Product: zinc finger protein 91-like
Exons: 8
Coding region: 425-5086 (1553 amino acids)
Biological process (GO): regulation of transcription by RNA polymerase II; central nervous system development
Cellular component (GO): nucleus
Molecular function (GO): RNA polymerase II cis-regulatory region sequence-specific DNA binding; DNA-binding transcription factor activity, RNA polymerase II-specific
Source: RefSeq, a predicted model, not a curated record
GUCAAGCAGUCCGUCCCCUCCCCUCAGGACGCUGCUUGCCUCAAACCAGCAUAGCCCCCUAAAUGUGUGGGGCAGGCUAGGGACUCUUGGCUUCCCUCAUUGGGGUGAGGGUGUGGGGUGGCUUCAGGCAGGGUCAGCAACUCUUUGCCCUGGAGUGGAUGUGCAGAGGUUGGAAGGAAAUAGUUCAAGGAGGGUGUAUGAAUGUGAGACCACCCCCAAAUAGCUCAGUGGGAGAAAGAUGAUGGGUCUAAGACUCUGGAUCCUUCCUCGAUCGAAGGUGGUCCCCUCAGUUGUGCCCUGAAGCCAUUAUGGAGAGAGGGUUAUUUGAGGGACUGGCACAGGAAACGUGUUUGUAGUGCAAAAAAGGAAUUCCCCACCCCUUUUAUUUCUCCCCCUCCCAGGCAAGAGUGAAAAGACGUCCUUGAUGCCUUCUCCGCCAUCCCCUGCACUUGGCGAAAGGAAGAGAGCCGCCAUGCAGCCAGCUCAGGAUGGAGUAUCCUUUGAAGAGGUGGCCGUGUAUUUCACCAAGGAGGAAUGGGCCCUGCUGCGGCCAGUGCAAAGGACUCUGUACAAGGAAGUCAUGCUGGAGAACUUUCUGAAUGUGUCUUCUCUGGGUCCUGUGAUUGCUAAGCCUGAGCUCAUAUCCCAACUAGAAGAGGAAGAAGAGGUGUUGCUUGGGAUCUUUGAUGAAGAGGAGGAACCAGCAGGAGAAUUCAAGUCAGCGAAUGAAGUGGAAGAGUGUGGCAAAGCCUCUAGCGAGAGUGGACACCAUGUCACCCAUCAAACAAUUCACAUCAUGGAGAAACCUUAUAAAUGCCAGGAGUGUGGAGUAGACUUCAGUCAUAGUAGAAGCCUCACUUCCCAUCAAAUCAUUCACACAGGGAAGAAACCAUACAAAUGCCUGGAGUGUGGAAAAGGCUUCAGUUACAGUACAAGCCUCUCUUCCCAUCAAAAAAUUCACACAGGGGAGAAACCAUACAAGUGUCUGGAAUGUGGAAAAGGCUUCCGUGAGAGUACACACCUCACUAUCCACCGAAGAAUUCACACAGGCGAGAAACCAUAUAAAUGCCUGGAGUGUGGGAAAGACUUCAGUAAUAGUGGAAACCUGACUGCCCAUCAAAGAAUUCACACAGGGGAGAAACCAUAUAAAUGCCUGGAGUGUGGAAAAAGCUUCAGUCAGAGUGGCAGCCUUACUUCCCAUCAAAGAAUUCACACGGGGGAGAAACCAUAUAAAUGCCUGGUGUGUGGAAAAGGCUUCAUUCAGAGUGGAAGCCUUACUUCACAUCAAGGAAUUCACACAGGGGAAAAACCAUAUAAAUGCCUGGAGUGUGGAAAAGGUUUCAGUACAAGUGGAAGCCUAACUUCCCAUCAAAGAAUACACACAGGGGAGAAACCAUACAAAUGCCAGGAGUGUGGAGCAGCGUUCAAGCACAGUAUUCGCCUCGCUUCCCAUAGAAGAAUUCACACAGGGGCAAAACCAUAUAAAUGCGUAGAGUGUGGGAAAGCCUUCAGUUUCAGAGCAAGACUUAUUUCCCAUCAGAGAACUCACACAGGGCUGAAACCAUAUACAUGCCUGGAGUGUGGGAAAGACUUCAGUGAGAGGAGACACCUUACUUCCCAUCUAAGAAUUCACACUGGGGAAAAACUAUAUCAAUGCCAGGAGUGUGGAGCAGCAUUCAGGUACAGUAGAAGCCUCAUUUCCCAUAGAAGAAUUCACACAGGGGAGAAACCAUACAAAUGCUUGGAAUGUGGGAAAGCUUUCAGUAAGAUUGGAAGCCUUACUUCCCAUCAAAGAAUUCACACGGGGGAGAAACCAUAUAAAUGCCUGGUAUGCGGAAAAGGCUUCAUUCAGAGUGGAAGCCUUACUUUACAUCAAAGAAUUCACACAGGGCAGAAACCAUAUAAAUGUCUGGAAUGUGGAAAAGGGUUUAAUAGGAGUGGAAGCCUUACUUCCCAUCAAAGAAUUCAUACAGGGGAAAAACCAUAUAAAUGUCUGGAGUGUGGAAAAAGCUUCAGUGAGAGUGGAAGCCUUACUUGCCAUCGAAGAAUUCACACAGGAGAGAAACCAUAUAAAUGCCUGGAGUGUGGAAAAGGCUUUAGUAAGAGUGGAAACCUUACUUCCCAUCAAAGAAUCCAUACAGGGGAGAAACCUUAUAAAUGUCCAGAGUGUGGCAAACACUUCAGUGCGAGUAGAAACCUUACCCCCCAUCGAAGAAUUCACACAGGAGAGAAACCAUAUCAAUGCCUGGAAUGUGGAAAAAGUUUCAGUCAGAAUGGAAGCCUUACUUGCCAUCAAAGAAUUCACACAGGGGAGAAACCAUAUAAAUGCCUGGAGUGUGGAAAAACCUUCAGUCGCAGCACAAGUCUCACUUCCCAUCAAACAAUUCACACGAGGGAGAAACCAUAUAAAUGCUUAGAGUGUGGAAAGGGAUUCAAUAAGAGUGGACACCUUAUUUCCCAUCAAAGAAUUCACACAGGAGAGAAACCAUACAAAUGCCUGGAGUGUGGAAAGGCCUUCAGUCGCAGCACAAGUCUUACUUCCCAUCAAACAAUUCACACAGGGGAGAAACCAUAUAAAUGCCUGGAGUGUGGAAAAACCUUCAGUCACAGCUCAAGUCUUACUGCACAUCAGAGAAUUCACACAGGGGAGAAAUCAUACAAAUGCUUGGAGUGUGGAAAAGUCUUCAGUUGCAUCACAAGUCUUACUUCCCAUCAAAGAAUUCACACAGGGGAGAAACCAUAUAAAUGCCUGGAGUGUGUAAAAACGUUCAUUCACAGCUCAAGUCUUACUGCACAUCAGAGAAUUCACACAGGGGAGAAACCAUAUAAAUGCCUUGACUGUGGAAAAAGCUUCCAUUACAGUGGAGACCUAACUUCCCAUCAAAGAAUUCAUACAGGGGAGAAACCAUAUAAAUGCUUGGAGUGCGGAAAAGCUUUCAGUCAUAGCUCAAGUCUUACUGUACAUCAGAGAAUUCACACAGGGGAGAAACCAUACAAAUGCCUGGUCUGUGGGAAAAGCUUCAAUCGGAGUGGAAACUUUACUUCCCAUCAAGGAAUCCACACAGGAGAGAAAUCAUAUAAAUGCCUGCAGUGUGGGAAAGCCUUCAGUCAUAGCAGAAGUCUUUCUUCCCAUCAAACAAUUCACACAGGGGAGAAACCAUACAAAUGCCUGGAGUGUGGAAAAACCUUCAGUCACAGCACCAAUCUUAGUUCACAUCAGAGAAUUCACACAGGGGAGAAACCAUACAAAUGCCUGGAGUGUGGGAAAAGCUUCCGUAAGAGGGGACACCUGACUUCCCAUCAAAUAAUUCACACAGGGGAGAAACCAUAUAAAUGUCCAGAGUGUGGAAAAGCCUUCAGUCAGAGUGGAAAUCUUACUACCCAUCAGAAAAUUCACACAGGGGAGAAACCAUACAAAUGUCUAGAGUGUGGAACAGCAUUCAGUCACAGCACAAGUCUUACUUCACAUCAGAGAAUUCAUGCAGGGCUGAAACCAUACAAAUGCCUUGAGUGUGGGAAAGCCUUCAGUCGCAGGACAAAUCUUUCUGCACAUCAGAGAGUUCACACAAGGGAGAAACCAUACAAAUGCCUCCAGUGUGGAAAAGCAUUCAGUCACAGCACAAGUCUAACUUCCCAUCAAAGAAUUCAUACAGGGCAGAAACCAUACAAAUGCCAGGAGUGUGGAAAAGACUUCAGUCAGAGAGUACAUCUUACUACCCAUCAGAAAAUUCACACAGGGGAGAAACCAUACAAAUGCCUAGAGUGUGGAAAAGCAUUCAGUCAGAGCACAAGUCUUACUUCACAUCAGAGAAUUCAUGCAGGGCUGAAACCAUACAAAUGCCUGGAGUGUGGGAAAGCCUUCAGUCACAGGACAAAUCUUUCUGCACAUCAGAGAGUUCACACAAGGGAGAAACCAUACAAAUGCCUCCAGUGUGGAAAAGCAUUCAGUCACAGCGCAAGUCUUACUUCCCAUCAAAGAAUUCAUACAGGGCAGAAACCAUACAAAUGCCAGGAGUGUGGAAAAGACUUCAGGCAGAGUGCAAAUCUCACUUGCCAUCAAAGAAUUCACACUGAGGAGAAACUAUUCAAAUGCCUGGAGUGUGGAAAAUCCUUCAGUCAAAGCAAAAGUCUUACUUCACAUCAGAGAAUUCACACAGGGGAGAAACCAUAUAAAUGCCUGGUGUGUGGAAGAGCCUUCAGUCAGAGUGGAAAUCUUGCUUCCCAUCAAAGAAUUCACACAGGGGAGAAACCAUACAAAUGCCUAGAGUGUGGAAAAGUGUUCAGUCACAGCACAAGUCUGACUUCACAUCAGAGAAUUCAUACAGGGCUGAAACCAUACAAAUGCCUGGAGUGUGGAAACACCUUCAGUAGCCAGACAAGUCUUGCUGUACAUCAGAGAGUUCAUACAGGGGAGAAACCAUACAAAUGUCUCGAGUGUGGAAAAAGUUUCAGUAAGAGCGGAAGCCUUACUUUCCAUCAAAGAAUACAUACAGGGCAGAAACCAUAUAAAUGCCAGGAGUGUGGAAAAGACUUCAGGCAGAAAUCAAAUCUUACUGUCCAUCAAAGAAUUCACACGGGGGAGAAACAAUAUGAAUGCCCGGAGUGUGGAAAAACCUUCAGUCACAGCACAAAUCUUGCUUCACAUCAGCUAAUUCACACAGGGGAGAAACCAUACAAAUGCCAGGAGUGUGGAAAAGCUUUCAAUAAGAGUGGAAGCCUUACUUUCCAUCAAAGAAUUCAUACAGGGCAGAAACCAUAUAAAUGCCUGGAGUGUGGAAAAGACUUCAGGCAGAGAGUACAUCUUACUAUCCAUCAAAGUAUUCACACAGGGGAGAAAACAUAUUUAUGCUUGGAGUGUGGAAAAUGGUUCAAUACGAGUGGACACCUUACUUCCCAUCAAAGAAUUCACACAGGGGAGAAACCAUACAAAUGUAUGGAGUGUGGAAAAUGCUUCAGUUCAAGUGGAACCCUUACUUCUCAUCAGAGAAUUCACACAGGGGAGAAACCAUACAAAUGCCUGGAGUGUGGAAAAAGCUUCCGUAAGAAUGGACACCUUAUUUCCCACCAAAGAAUUCAUACAGGGUAGAAACCAUAUAAAUGCCCAGAGUGUGGAAAACACUUCAAUCGGAGUAAAUCUUACUUCCCAUCAGAGAAUUCACACAGGGAAGAAACCAUCAAAUUCCUUGACUGUGAAAAAGACUUCUUUGAGAUAGUAAAUCUUUCCAUCAAAGAAUUCACACAGGGGAGAAACCAUAUAAAUGUCUGGAAUGUGGAAAAGGCUUCAGAAUGAGUGGAGAGCUUACUUCCCAUCAAAUAAUUCAUACAGGGCAGAAACCGUAUAAAUGCCUCGACUGUGGACAAAGCUUCCGUAAGAGUUGGCACCUUACUUCCCAUCAAAGAAUUCGUAAUAGGGCAGAAACCGUAUAAA